Molecule: messenger RNA, 552 nt
Organism: Grosmannia clavigera kw1407
Lineage: Eukaryota; Fungi; Ascomycota; Sordariomycetes; Ophiostomatales; Ophiostomataceae
Product: 50S ribosomal protein l13
Exons: 2
Coding region: 1-552 (183 amino acids)
Biological process (GO): translation; negative regulation of translation
Cellular component (GO): ribosome; mitochondrial large ribosomal subunit
Molecular function (GO): mRNA binding; structural constituent of ribosome
Source: RefSeq, a predicted model, not a curated record
AUGUCCCAGACACUAGGAUUGACUCGACUUGCAUACUCGCGGACAUGGCAUCAAAUAUCGGCAUCAACGCCUCACCCCGGACUUUCUACGGCUAAGCCUACGGAGUUGGCAGUUACACCUCCGUCCCUAGGCCGGCUGGCUUCCCGCAUUGCCACCCUGCUCAUGGGCAAGCAUAAGCCGAUAUGGGACCCAUCAACAGACUGCGGUGAUUAUGUCGUAGUCACCAAUUGCGCCGCCUUAUACACUACGGGCAACAAGAAGUGGCGCAAGACUUAUCAUCGCCAUAAUACACGACCUGGCUCUCUUCGCAGCGUUACAAUGGACGUGCUAAUGGACAAAUUCGGUGGCGCUGAGGUUCUCCGGAAAGCAGUCAGCGGCAUGCUACCGAAGAACCGUUUGCGGGACAAGCGGCUAACACGCCUCAAGGCAUUUGAAGGUGAUGCGCAUCCUUACAAGAUGAAUAUAGUUCGGUUCGGUGGGCAAGCUGUCGGGGCCGAAAAUUGGAACGCGGCUGUGCAAGCAAUACGGGAAGCAGAUAAAUCUAGGAUAUGA